Stylonychia lemnae is the source of this 2895-nucleotide messenger RNA. The record is from the annotation of a GenBank genome assembly. NCBI's taxonomy places the organism in Eukaryota, Ciliophora, Spirotrichea, Sporadotrichida, Oxytrichidae.
AUGUAAAAUAUUUGCAUAUAGAGUAAAUACACGACUCUGGAUAAGCAAGAUCAGCAGAUUUAAGGAUCACAACUUUUUGGAAAAACUCAGAAUUUCAUGCAGAAGAAGAGCCCAAACAAAAAUAAUGCCAACUCUUAAAUAAACUAGCAAUCAAUCACAGUUUUAAAUCAGGUGAAUCAUAGCUCGAAUAAAAGUUUGACUAGCUUACAAAACCUUACUAAUAAUAUGAACUAGCAAUCACCAUAUGGUGGGUCCUUUAAUCUUGAGGGAAGCUUAUUCGAAAACAUUUAAUUAAAAUAAGUAGAAUUAGAUAGCAAGUUUAAGAGCUAUGAAGUUGAUCAGCUUAGCUUUAACUCCAUAUAAAAAGAGAGACUAGAUAAUCUUGAAUAAAUCCUAUCAAAUUGUUUCAAAAUAUUGUUUGAAAGGCAAAAUCAGAUUGAUUCUAAAAUCUAAAACAUAGAGAUGAGACUUUUUAAAUCGCUUAAAAGUGAAUAUAGAGAGUUCCUAAAUACUAAUCAGCGCGGAACAACUCAACUCCUUCAAGGUGACAAUGGCCUAACUUUUCCUAGAGAUAGAAGCCUAAGUGAGAAUGAAAAUUUAUUGUAGAUAUUCAAAAGUGAUAAGAAACUCCUCAGCAAUAUUUAGAGCAAUUAUAUGAGUAAAGUCAACAUUAACCUAAACAACUUUAAUACUAAUAGCUGUACUUAAUCUAGUAGAAUGUCCGGAGUGCACACUAAAAAGAACACUUAAGUAAGUAACAGAGACAAGCCUUUUUCAGAAUAUAAAGGUGAGUACUAAGCACCGCCUAAGCUUACUAAAAAUCAAUCAUUUACCGAGAAGAGAGGUAUUUUGAGGAAAGAUAGAUCAUAAAAUGAUGAAAACUUUAACCCUUUGUUAAAGUAGCACAGCGGAGUUCCUUUAGUCUAAGCUCCAAUAGAUAGUAAAAAUCUUACAACCAUGAUUGAGUCAUCAAGAAAUUUCAAGCUUACUAUGAAGAAAGAUUCAAAUGCCAAUAAAUAGACGACGACUAAUUCUACAUCUAAAAGUAUAGUUCCUGAGAAAAAGAUAAAUCUGACUAGGGAGAACAGGAACUCAAAUUCUACUUAGGAAUUAAGGAUUUUGCAAUAGCAGGCUGAAGAAAAUAUUUUAACCACUAAGGAUGAAUGCUUUAAGACUAUUGAAGGGUCACUAAACAGCACAUAAUAGGUUUUGAAAAAUGGCAAGUAAACUGAAAGGCAGAAGAAAAACAAAAAGCUUAUAGAUAAUUAUCAAAAGAAUGUGCCUACUAAAGUGAAUAAUCUCAAGACAUUAAACUUGUAAAGACCGUCAACUUCAAAUGAAAAAAGAAUGAAUAACACACACCAAAUCCUUAACUUGCCUUAGAACUCUCUCAUUGCAAAGACCGUAAAUAAGCAGACUAUGAUUGAAGUAUCCAAGGGUAAUAAUUACUUUUAGAGUAAUAACUCUUAAUCGAAGCUCUCUUUGAGUUCUUAAUCAGGAGAAUCUAUGAGGAGAAAUUCCUUAGAUCUAUGCAAAUCUAUGCUUAAACCAGCUGAAGAUUCAUCUUCGUCUCCUAAAUUUAUUAAUCAUAUCAAUAAGAGUGAUAAUAAAACAGAACUUAAACUAAGAUUAUCUGAAAAUGGAGAGGAAAUGCUGGAACCUAAAUAAAUGAUUGGCAAUAAGUUCAGAAUUGAUAAUGAACUUCACCAGCAAUAGAAUCAAGUAACUUUGGAGUUUUUCUAAGAAUAGCCAAGGUUUGAAAGAACGAGAAACGUUGAACAUAAAUUCUUCGAUACGAUUAUAUCUAAGGAGGACUAAAGUGAUUUCGAUGAAAAGAAAGUGGAAUUUGUUAACAAAUAAACGGAGGAUAAAGAUCAAGAUGAAUUCUAAAGUGAGGUACUUAAUAAGCUCUCUGCUAAUUCAGUUUAUUAAUCUAAGAAUAUGGGCCUAUCUAGGUUUAUUAGCAAUAAUAAAUCAUAAAUAGAUUUUAAGAAUCAUUACAAUAAGGUAGAAUUCAGGAAUCUUACUGAAUUAAUCCUUCUUAAAGGCAAUAAAUGCUAGUGCAUCCAAUCAUGCAAAGAUGAGAAUAUAUAUCUAAACUAAGAUUAAUGCGGAGAGUAUUGCAAAAGGCUUGGCCCCUAGUAGGAAAGAGAUAUAAUUAAGUAACUAAUCAUUAAAGAAAACGAAAGCUUUAUAGUUUAGGAUUAUGGCUAAUUAGGGAGUCCAUCACUUGGAAAUAUUAAUCAUUCAAAUCACAAGAUCCUCGCACCAUCAUCUAGAUCUAGAUCUCCAGCUCAAAACAUUGAGGAUCUCAAUUAUAAGACUUAGUAAUAAAAUAGAAGAGAUGAGAAGAAAUAUCUAAUCAAUGCUAAAUGGUGGAGGUCCUGGUGUGACUAUGUCAACUUUGAAGCCACUACUCCUAAAAAGCAGAAAGAAAACCUAGAAAUGCUGAAUGAGAAAUACAAAGAAAAUGGGGAAAAGAGGCAAAUCAUUUUAAAUUUGAAAAAUGUAAAGAACUAAGUUAUUCAGAAAACUAGUUAGUUGCCUGGCAGCAAUUACCCUAAGCCUAGUAAAAUUAUGAAUGUAGAGAUUUUAAAGGAUGGAAAGUAAUGUGAAAUUAAAGAUGAUUUGGUAGAGCAUUUUGACUUCAUUGCAGUAUCUUGUGAAGUCUGGAAACAUCUAUACAGUUGGUACAGUGCGGAUUGGACUAUUAUGAGAUUUAUGAAAAGAGAUAAAACAAACAAGAGAGCUUACUUUUUGGAUUUAUACCCUGAGAAGAACGCUAUUAGUAAAUAUAUGAUAGAACAUGAAAGUGAAUAGUUUGAAUCAGAAUCUGAAUUCAGCUAAUAUUUGGCAAAUGAUGAAAAAGCUUUGUAAUUAAGAGAUUUAACAUGA